AUGUCUCCUCUUCGUCGUGUGCUCAUCGCGAACCGCGGUGAAAUUGCGGUACGAUGCAUUCGCGCAUGCAAACAGCUGUCAAUCACAAGUAUCACCAUAUUUACACCCGCUGACUCGGGAUCCCUUCACGUUCGCCUCGCCGAUAGAAGCAUCUUGCUCGAGAAUGAAGGACCCGAAGCGUAUACGAACAUUGACGUCAUUCUAGAUAUAUGCAAGAAGCAUUCCGUCGAAGCCAUAUUCCCGGGAUAUGGCUUCCUAAGCGAGAAUGCUGACUUCGCAAGACGUGUCCACGAUGCCGGGAUGGUCUUUGUUGGCCCUGAUAGCGAGGCAAUUCGUAGUAUGGGCCUCAAGCAUGUGGCAAGGGAUCUAGCUGUUGCUGCAGGCGUUCCCGUCAUUCAAGGAUCGAAGUUACUCGGAAGUGCAGAGGAGGCGCGAGCCGUAUCACGAGAUGUGGGAUUUCCGAUAAUGCUCAAAGCCUCUGGCGGUGGUGGGGGUAUGGGUCAACAGGCCUGCUGGUCCGAGGACGAGAUUCCGGCGGCAUUUGCUAAUGUAGAAAGCCGCUCAAAAGCACUAUUCGGCGACUCUGGUGUCUUUAUGGAGAGAUACUACCCCAAGAGCCACCAUAUUGAGGUUCAGGUUUUUGGUAAUGGAGCUGAUGUGAUACAUUUCGGCGAGAGAGAGUGCAGCAUUCAGAGGCGCCGACAGAAGGUCAUUGAAGAAUGCCCAAGCCCCUAUUUAGUGGAUAAGCCUGAGAUACGCAACAGUCUCGUCGCCUCGGCUUUGAAACUAGCACAGUCGAUAAAAUAUCAAUCAGCCGGGACUGUAGAAUUUCUCGUCGACGAUGAAACAGGUGAUUUCUUCUUCCUAGAGAUGAAUACUCGUCUACAAGUUGAGCAUGGUGUCACGGAACUUUGUUAUGAUGUCGAUCUUGUAGCAUUGAUGCUACAGCAGGCGGAGUACCAACUCGCUGGAAAAUCCGGCAUUCCCUCCGAUGAACUUUUGGCAAUCCAGACGAAAGCUCCGAAGGGAGCGGCGAUCGAAUUGCGUGUAUGUUGUGAGAAUCCAGCCGAUUCAUUUAUGCCUAGCUCGGGUCAUGUUCAGUCAAUCGCUUGGCCUGAUAAGUUUGCCCGCAUCGAUACCUGGAUACAGUUGGGGUCUUUCGUGAGCCCCUAUUUCGACUCGUUAUUAGCAAAGGUUAUAGUUCACUCGCCUACGAGAGACGAAUCUAUUAUCGCUAUGCAGAAAGCAUUGAACGCAUCAGAGGUUGGUGGUCUGGUCACGAACUUGGCCUUUCUCAAAUCCAUCGUUCACUCGAGUGAAUUCCAUGGUGGAAAAACUCUCACGACAUUCCUAGAGACUCAAUUUACUUUUCAUCCUACGGGUAUGCAGGUCAUAAAGCCAGGGGCUUCCACCACUGUUCAGCAAGCCCAACCCCGAACGAGAAAAGGUUACGGAAUACCGAUAAGCGGGCCUGGUGACGACUUUUCAGCUCGAAUCGCAAAUCUGCUAGUGGGGAAUUCGGAGAAUGUUGAGUGUCUCGAGGUUAUCGCUCAGGGACCCGAACUCCUCUUCCAUAGCGCAAGCGUAAUAUCUGUCGCGGGCUCGCCAUUUAAGAUAGAGGUUGGCGGAAAACCAAGGGAUAUGUGGUCCAGAAUUAUCGUCAAGCCAAAAGAGACCCUCAAGAUAGGGGUAUCCACUACUCCGGGUGGCCGAUGCUACGUCGCCAUAAAUGGGGGAUUUCCAGGAUUGCCAGAAUGGCUUGGAUCCAAGUCUACUACACCAAGUCUUGCUUUAGGAGGUCUUCAAGGUCGACAACUUCGAAGGGGCGACUUUUUCGAAUUAAAGCACCUUGAACAAUCUGACAUCCCCAGUACUUACCAGCUUCCGUCAACCCUGAUUCCGCCUAGUGAUGCGAAAAACAUCUAUGUGAUGCAUGGUCCACAUGACUCCGACGAUUUUAUCACGGCAGCUGGUCGGCAGACUAUCUAUUCCAGCGAGUGGACUGUUGACUAUAACUGCAAUCGAACUGGUAUCCGUCUGGAUGGCCCAAAGAUAGAAUGGGCACGAACACACGGAGAAGAGGGCGGUAGUCAUCCUAGUAAUGUCGUGGAUUACCCCUAUCCUUCUCCUGGUGGCGUGAACUGGACCGGUGACAGCCCUGUGAUUUUUCCGCAGGAUGCGCCCGGACUAGGUGGCUUCGUAUGCUCCUCUACAGUCGUCUCCGCGAAUAUGUGGAAGUUAGGCAAGCUCAAGCCCGGAGACAAGACGACGUUAACACCCAUAUCCUACAAACCUGCCCGAGAGCUAGCAGAGAGAAAGGCGAAGUUUCUCGGUAUUGUUCAAGAGCAUAUAUCCAACGGCACUUUGGAACACGAUAGUCCACUUUCACUUCUAGAAGUUGAGGAAGUAGCUUCAGAUACUGACGCGAUAUUGGAAGUUAUUCCUAGUAUCUCUGCUACAGGACCGAAGCUCACCUUACGUCAAGGCGGCGAUCGUUUUAUCCUCAUCAAUGUAGAUUUAACUUCUCAAAAAGUCGGUCUCGAUACCUCAGUCGCUGCAAAUAAUCUCGCGCGAGCCAUUCAAAGCAGCAACACGCCAGGGACAUACGUGCACGUGAAUAUCAACUCAAUAAACGUUGAAUAUGAGCCGGAGAUAAUCGCCCAAUCUGACGUAGUCGCCCUGAUCAAAAUAGCGCACCAGCAAAGCAGCAAUCUCGAAAAGCCAGUAUCGGCCCGUCGCUUCAUCUUACCCAUCGUAUUCGACCACCCCUCCAUUCGCGAAGCAGAGAAGCGCUACUCCACCAUGCAACGUGACAAGGCCGUUUAUACCGACGAUAACGUGACUUACGUGCAAGAGAACAAUGGCCUCGCAUCUCGCGACGACGUCUUCGACAUUCUUCGCAAGACGCGGUUCCUUGUCGUGACGGUCGGUUUCAUGACAGGCUUGCCAAUCAUGUGGCCCCUGGAUCCUCUCGCACGCCUGACUGCUCAGAAGUACAACCCCACUCGGAUCACAACACCGCCCGGUACUGUAGCUCUAGGUGGCGGGCUGUUUUGCGUAUAUCCAGCAGACCAGCCAGGCGGCUACAUGAUGCUCGCCAGGUCAAUCCCGGUGUGGGAUACGUACGCACUGCGACCAGGGUUCCGAGAAUCCAAGCCCUGGCUAUGCGAACCCUUCGACUUGAUCGAGUUCGAAGAGGUAAGCCUCGAACAGUACACGGAGAUAUUGAGACAAUUCGAGGCUGGCACGUACGAGAUAAAGGUUGAGGAAACCACUUUCGAUGUUCAUGCGGAGCUGGCAAAAGAACACGAAGCUAGCCGUCUGCCUACGACGAUAGAAUUCCGCGCCAAGCAAACUGCUGCUGGGGAGAAGAUGCGUAUUCGCGAAGAACAGCUGCUUUCGGAGUGGAAGUUGGCGCAGGAGAAGAACCGCGGAAGCGCGCCUCGAGCUCGAGAGAUAGACGAUUCGACGCCUGGGAUCAAGGUUGCAUCUCCUCAGAUAGGCAAGGUAUGGAAGCUCAAUGUCAAAUCCGGCGAUAUCAUUGAAAGUGGUAAGGCCAUAGUCAUACUAGAGGCUAUGAAAAUGGAGAUCGAGGUUCCUGCGGAUGAAUCUCAUCACGGCUUGGUGGUUAAGGAGCUUUUGGUGCAGGAAGGGACGUUAGUGUCGCCUGGGACGCAUCUUGUCCUUCUUGAUAAGCCUAAUAAGUAG
Messenger RNA from Annulohypoxylon truncatum, 3708 nucleotides. RefSeq names its product AHS2-domain-containing protein. The record is from RefSeq and is a predicted model, not a curated record. The transcript has 11 exons. The coding region runs from base 1 to 3708 and encodes 1235 amino acids. Gene Ontology annotation, molecular function: ATP binding; metal ion binding. NCBI's taxonomy places the organism in Eukaryota, Fungi, Ascomycota, Sordariomycetes, Xylariales, Hypoxylaceae.